AUGGGCAGGCCACUGAGCACCUAUCUCGUGUACGCUUGGAUUAUCAGUGGGCUUGAGAUCUACUUUUGCAUCGGACCGCCUGACAAGACGUGCGAGUUCCCCGAGAAGUCAGGUGCUUUCGUCUCCCUUGAUGGGUGGCGGGGUAUCCAGAUGAUGUUCGCCAUUCUGAACAUUGUUUUUGCGCCAUAUAUGCAGAUCAAGGUCUGGAAUUUUAUUAUGGAGGAGGUCAAGCGAGGGGGGGCCCCCAUCGACAAGAAGACGGGGAAACAGGUCGUCCCCAAGAAGGAUGUCCAGAACGCGUUCAAGAAGGUCUUCUGCGAGGAUUUUGGUGUGCUUUUCUAUUUCAUCUCGAAGAGGGAAGGCCAGAAGUGGGCCGGUGGCAUCCUCUGGGGCAGCGAGCUGAAGGGGGACUGCAGCAUCGACAGCCCAGCGUACCUGGGCAUGGCGAUGUUCAGCCUGGCGUUCGUGUACACCUUCUGCUGGUACUGCUGCCCCUGCUGCGCGAGGGCGAUCGAGAUGGAGAAGCAGGUGCGGGAGCAGCCUCGGCAGGCGGCACCUUUGCGGGGAGCCGUUGAGAUCAGCGACGCGCUGGCCCUGAGCGCCUCCGGGACCGCCCCGCUGGGCAAGGGCCCCGUGUCUGUCGACCAGGAGCCGGCGCAGGGCAGGCCGCACUCGUGCGAGGGCUACGACGAGGAGUGGAGCGAGUGCCCAGACGUGCCCCACUGUGGGACCUGCAAGCCGGUCGACUGCAAGUUCCACGAGUGGGGCGAGUGGUACGAUGGUGGCGGCUGCAUGGGGCUGAAGUUCCGCGAUCGCACCAUCAAGGUGUACAACAACGAGUGCGGGAAGCCAUGCAGCGGGCCCAAGAAGAUGUCCGUGCCCACGCCGCUUGACGACCAGUGCGGCCGCGCUGGCACCCCUUGCGUCUUCUCCUCGUGGUCCGAGUGGAGCAAUUGCUCGUCCGACGACGACCAGUCGAUGAGGUCGCGGGCGGUGGAGAAGCCCCCGAGCCAGGGCGGCCAGCCGUGCGCCGGGGGCGUGAAGGAGACGAGGGCGUGCGGCCCCGACCCUCAGCGGGUCGACUGCAGCUUCACGGCGUGGCAGGACUGGACCUCCUGCAGCGCCUCCUGCGGCACGGGCCGCAUGUCGCGCCUCCGCGAAGUCGACGCCAAGGCGGCGCAUGGUGGGGCGACCUGCAGCGACGUGCUUCUGCAGGUCACGAGCUGCUCGGGGGAGGAGUGCCCCAGCAGAGACUGCAAGGUCAGCGCCUGGAGCGAGUGGUCCAUGUGCGACGAGGACCACCCCCAGCGCUAUAGGCACCGCACCAUCCUCGAGGCGCCCUCGGGCGACGGGAGCCCGUGCUCCGAGCAGCUGGCAGAGACGCAGGGCUGCCCGCGAGGCGGCCCCGUCGACUGCCUGCUCGGGGAGUGGACGGCGUGGAGCGACUGCACCAGGAUUUGGCGGCACGCCAGCAGUACCGGGAGCGGCAGCUGGAGACUCCGAGCGCGCGGGGCGGCAACUGCAGCGCGGCGGUGCUGA
This is a messenger RNA of Prorocentrum cordatum, 1539 nucleotides long. NCBI's taxonomy places the organism in Eukaryota, Dinophyceae, Prorocentrales, Prorocentraceae. The record is from the annotation of a GenBank genome assembly.